Molecule: messenger RNA, 1715 nt
Organism: Vidua chalybeata
Lineage: Eukaryota; Metazoa; Chordata; Aves; Passeriformes; Viduidae
Gene: CDKN1A
Product: cyclin dependent kinase inhibitor 1A
Exons: 3
Coding region: 32-487 (151 amino acids)
Biological process (GO): signal transduction by p53 class mediator; regulation of mitotic cell cycle
Cellular component (GO): nucleus
Molecular function (GO): cyclin-dependent protein serine/threonine kinase inhibitor activity
Source: RefSeq, a predicted model, not a curated record
CCGGCAGACGCGGGGAGACGGCGCCGCCACGAUGCCGCUGUCCCAGAGCAGGGCUGGGCAGACCCCGUGCAGCAGCAAGGCCUGCAGGAACCUCUUUGGCCCCGUGGACCACGAGCAGCUCCAGCACGACUUUGAGGACACGAUAAAACAACAGCUGGAAGAAGCUCAGCAGCGCUGGAACUUCAACUUUGAGACAGAGACUCCCUUGGAAGGGCCAUUCAAGUGGGAGAGGAUCCUGGUGGCUGAGCAGCCACCCCAGGAGGUUCACAGCCUGGUCAGGGCUGUCAUCAGCAGUGACAGCAGGAGCUCCUUGGCCCACAGGGUCCCCCCCACGGACCGUGUUGGCAGGAUUUGCCCUGAGGAGGCUCAGCAGAGCUCGAAGGUUUACAAGGCUGGUUCCCUGCAGAGCUUGAAACGUGGGCAGACCACGAUCAAAGACUUCUACAGUGCCAAGAGGAGGAUCGUCCCUGCCCGGCCCCGGCCCUGACUCGCUGGGGCAGCUGCCACUGCCGGGGCGAGCGUGGCUCCCCCACCCUGUGCUGUGCUCACCUGUAGCAAUGUAGAGUCUGUAGUUCCCUAUUUAUGAGUAACUCUGGGGUCCUGAGGGACCUUCACUGUGUGCAAUGUAGUGGAGGAGCCCCACGGUGGGGCUGGAGGAGGACUGAGAUGGACCUGGUGGGAUGAAGGCACUGCCCUGUCUGAAGAAAAGCCCUGCCUGCAGAAAAGCAUCCUAUGCCCUGUGCCUGUGAGUCCAAACACCGUCCUUGUGCCAUCCUGCUGUCCAGCCGUGGUCUGUCCCCUGCCUAGGGGCUGGUCCUGGGGGACACUUGUGUCCCAACCACCUGGUGGCACCAGAUAUCUUUAAGAAAAGUCCCUGGUGUGGAUUGCAGAGCCCUGGGACACCCCUGCUGCUGGCACAUGGGGGUGGCCCUCUGUCCCAGCAGGAUGGACCCGAGCACUUGUCCAUGUGUGGGAGCAGAGUGAUGUGGAGGUUGCACCUUCCCACGGCUCUGGGCAGAGGAAGCUGUUCCCUGGACAAACCUUCCUUGGGGUGACUCCCUGGAGCAGUCACCGGGGCACCAACACUGCCCCCGGGAGGCUUUGGGAUCCCCUGCACUCUGCUGGCCCCAAAUCCCACUUUCUUACCUUGUUGUUGGCUUGUUGAGUGGUGCUGCUUGCCCCCACGUUCCUGCCUCCCUCAACACUGACACCAGGCUGGGGAGCCCCUGCCCUGGCUCUGCUGGGCUCCUCUAGGAAGAAGUUCUGCUCAGCAGCAGAGAUGAUGCUGAAAUAAGGAAUUGUAGCUUGUAUUCCUGGACUUUUUCUCCUUUGGGGCUGGCAGGGAGAGGACCCUUACCUGGCUCUGCUCUGGGACCAAGGGAUGGCCUGGAGCAGAGGCUGCUCAGUUCCAGCACUGAAGGAUGAGUCCCUGAGGGACUCGACACUGUCAAAUCUCAGCACUUUCAUGGAGUUCAUCUCCUGCUCUGCUGGAUUUGGACUCUGGAAACUGGUGCAAGAUGGUCCCAGGAAGAAAAGGGACAGGGUUGAUCUCCCACCUUGCACCAUGAUGCACUUUGCUGUCGGUGAAGCUGCCAAGCUCCCAGCAUUAAAUGUUUAUUUAUAUUUAAAAUAAUGCUAUUAAGUGUAUAUGGGGAGAGGGGAAAUACCUGUUUGUCUAUAAGUGUGAACUCUGAAUAAACACCUGUGCAAAGGCA